Messenger RNA from Lodderomyces margitis, 1083 nucleotides. RefSeq names its product putative peptide hydrolase. The transcript is spliced from 2 exons. Gene Ontology annotation, molecular function: single-stranded DNA binding. Lineage: Eukaryota; Fungi; Ascomycota; Pichiomycetes; Serinales; Debaryomycetaceae. The coding region runs from base 1 to 1083 and encodes 360 amino acids. The record is from RefSeq and is a predicted model, not a curated record. Gene Ontology annotation, biological process: DNA damage response.
AUGUGUGGUAGAUUUGCUCAAGGCAUGGACUUAAACGAUAUUCUAAAUGAAUUCAAUCAAGCUAUAUCAAACACAAAUGAUGAGAGUGUUGAGAACAACGUACCAGACUCGUCAAGAGUUUCUCAGUGGACACCUUCGUGCAAUAUAGCGCCAACUAAUACUGCAUUGAUGGUCUACAUGGCUGAGCCACAGGAAGGCGUUACCCAAAAGUACGUUUUUGAACCUCUGAAAUUUGGGUUGGUUCCAUCAUGGGCAAAACCAACUGAUCCUACACCGGUGAACAAAGGCAAGCAAAACGAAGGAGAAAAAUACUCUCGUGAAUUGGGCAAGCACGAAAGCAAGUACUUUAACUGUAGGAGGGAGUCACUCGCCGAACAUCGUGCAGUUUGGUCGUCUUGCAAAAAGCAUCGGUGUGUUGUACCCAUUCAAGGGUACUUUGAGUGGCUAAAGACAAAGAAUGAAAAGACGCCUUACUUUGUUCACUCCCAAACGGCACCAUUGAUCUUUUUAGCCGGGUUUUUCUCUCACAACUAUAAUUACAAGGAUAAUUUUAAUGUCAAAGAUGAAUGCUUAUCCACCUUUACAGUGAUUACAGCACCUGCUGAAAAGUUAGACAAGUAUGAUUUAUCUUGGUUACACACGAGGAAGACUUUGGUUAUCAAGCCAGGCUCGGCAGCUUGGUUUAAAUGGCUCGAUUCAAAGAGGGAAUGGGAUGAUUCAUUGAUUGACGAGGUUCUAAACACGAAAACGAAUGAAGCAUACGCGAGUAUAGAGGCGUACCAAGUGUCAAACGAUGUUGGAAAUCCAAGUAACAAGAGUGAAAACAUUCUCAAAAAGGUAAAUGGCAAAAAGGGGGUUUCAGAUUUUUUUAAGAAGCAUGUCAAGCAGGAGGGGGAGAAUACCAAAGGCAGCAGCAUCAAGCAGGAGGGAGAAGAUGUCGAGAGUAGCAGCUUCAAACAAGAGCCAAGUGAAGAUGGUAAAGAGAUGAAAGUCAAAACGGAAAGUAGUUCUCAACCAUCAUCAAAAAGGUCCAAACAUGGUAGGGACGACUCUUCAAAGAAAGUCAAAAUUGAAGGAGACUAA